UGCUAUCGGGAUGCUAAUGAGGGUGGUUUAGGAACUACCUAGCAGCUGAAUUUAGUAUCGGCGAAGCUCUGCGAUAACAAACAUAAAUACAAGGGAUUCUGCAGAUGCUGGAAAUCCAGAGCACCACGCACACAAUGCUAGGGAGCUCAGCGGCUCUGACAGCUUCUGUGGCGGGAAAUAAAGAGUGGUUGUUUCCAGCCGAGACCCUUCAUCAGGAUGUUACCUGUAAUUAAGACCACCACACAGGCAGCCGCAAAACAACAAAACCCAAAAGGACUCAUCAAAAAAAGACCAUCAAACACCCAAUAUGCAGAGAGAACAACACCAAAUUGUGCAUCAAUAAAAGUAAGCAAAAGGAGGGAAUCCAGUGGGAGUUGGUGGGGCAGCUGGAUACAAGAAAGUCUCCAAUCGGUUAAAGAAAAGUCAACUGAAGCACUGGAAUUUAUGAAGCGGGACCUGGCAGAAUUCUCACACGUAGUGCAACAUGAUACAGCUUGUACGAUUGCUGCUACUGCCAAUGCAGUGAAGGAAAAGCUGAGUGUGAGUGUACAACCCGCGGAAACCUCUACAGGAGCAGGGCAGCAAGUUAAGAAAGGAUUGUCCAAUAUUCUUGGAGUCCUCUCAGACACGUUUGCACCUCCUCCAGACAAAACAAUUGACUGUGAUGUUAUAACUCUGGUCGCAACACCCUCUGGCACCACAGAACUCUACGACAGUACUAAGGCUCGACUUUACAGUCUUCAGGCUGAUCCAGCCACAUACUGCAAUGAACCAGACGGACCCUUGGAGCUCUAUGAUGAGUGGGUAGCUGGUUUUAAUCUUGAUGAUCAAAAAGGGGAAAUCUCAAAUCUGUUGGUGAACAGUCCUUCAGUCCGUGCGCUUUACACAAAAAUGGUGCCCGCUGCAGUGUCACAUCUGGAAUUUUGGCAUCGGUACUUUUAUAAAUUACAUCAGCUGGAACAGGAGGAAAGCAGGAGAAUAGUGUUGAAGCAGAGAGCAGAGCAAACUUCUCAUUCAGAGGAUCUCAGAUGGGAGGAGGAAGAGGAUGAAUUUGUCGGGGCUUUGUCUCAAACCACGGACCUUCACCGUAUGGCAGUGUUACCUGUGCAGUCUCCAGUAUUGUGCUCCAGCACAGAGAACUCGGAUGAGCUGCAGAGCAUUGAUGCCACAGAUGUCAGGCAACUAUCAUUGAAAGACCAACCUGUAACUGCUGAACAAAGCCCUGUAGAACUCCAACUGAAAAGCCAGAUCUCCACUUCCAGUGAGACGUCAAGGUCUGAGGACACCGUGAAAGAGAUUGCAGAAGACUUAGGGGAAACCACUGUGGCUGAGCAGGAAUUGAAGCCCAAGAUUCCCAAGACCAAGGACAGGCUUUCUACCUUGGCCAAAGAUGUAAAUGGGUCCUCAAGCGAUGAAAAGACAAAAGACACUGAUGGAAUGGUACCUGAAGCGAAGAUGACAGUGAGAAUGGAAAAUGCUAAAGAGGAUGGACCAGUUGAUUUGAGAGUCUAUGAACUCAAUUCAGACAGUGGAAAGUCAACACCUUCUAAUAAUGGAAAGAAAGAAGACAUUAGGAGAGCAAAUGAAGUGUCUUCAUUCAUGAAAAGCAGCAUGGAUAUGCCAGGGUCGAGCACGGACAUCAGUGAAGACUGGGAAAAAGACUUUGAUCUGGACAUGACUGAGGAAGAGGUUCAGUUAGCGUUGUCCCGGGUGGACGUGACAGAUCAGCUGGAAGAUGAGGAUUGGGAGGAUUGGGAAUAAAUGCGAUGGCACUUUGCCUUUUCCAGCUCCUUUCUUGAACUGAUUAUUUUCUGAUGUAAUGGACACGGUGUUUAUAUUCUCAGCCCGUAGUGUAUAUACAGGUACUGUAUGCCAUUGCUUCAGUAAGCUGUGUAACAUCUUUUAUACUGCAUGCUGUUGUAUCAUACACAAGCUUUUUAGCAUGUCAUUCCAGAGAACUUUGAGCAUGGUUUAUAAUUGUUCAGACUAAAGUGAGAGACAUUACUGUUUCUAAUUAUGUUUUGUUUCCUCGUAAUUAACGGCUGGUUGGUUGUGCAAUAUAUAUUUUAAAUUAUACAUGCAUUUUCUAGCUUUCAGAAAUGGAAAACCAUUAGUUUUGUAAUUCAAAUUCCCUUAGAUCUUUUACAGAGUUGCACUUGCAUCUAUGAAACUUAAAUUAUACAAAGUUAAUUCACUAAUGCAUUCUGUCAAAGAAGCACUUUUUGAAUAAAAGCAAUGUCAGUUGAAAUGCUGACAGGAAAUUGUAUUUCUCCAUUCAGAGUAACAAUGAAGCAAAUGCUCUUUUGAUAGUGGAGCAUUCCAAAAUAAAAGUAAAAAUGAU
Hypanus sabinus (Atlantic stingray) is the source of this 2341-nucleotide messenger RNA. RefSeq names its product BSD domain containing 1 (gene bsdc1). The record is from RefSeq and is a predicted model, not a curated record. The transcript has 13 exons. NCBI's taxonomy places the organism in Eukaryota, Metazoa, Chordata, Chondrichthyes, Myliobatiformes, Dasyatidae. Bases 217 to 1761 code for a protein of 514 amino acids. Gene Ontology annotation, cellular component: cytoplasm.